AUGCUCUCACCAACUCUCUACGACGCCCUCAUCAUUGGCGCUGGCCCAGCAGGCCUCUCAGUCGCAACCGGUCUCGCACGCCAGCUCCACACAGCAGCCGUCUUCAGUUCUUCCGUCUUCCGCAACGCGAAAGUAAAACACAUGCACAACGUCCUGGGCUGGGAUCAUCGAAGCCCCACGGAUUUCCGUGCAAAGGCUCGCGCAGAUCUACUGGCUCGAUAUUCGACGGUCCAGUUCUAUGAUGAGGUUGAGAUUGAAUCUGUAUCAAGACAGUCGGAUGGAAGGUUUGAGGCUAGAGAUGUGAGAGGGGAUGUUUGGAGGGGGAAGAAACUUGUCCUUGCGAUGGGUGUCAAGGAUAUCUUUCCCGAUAUUGAGGGUUAUGAAGAUUGCUGGGGUGAGACUAUACAUCACUGCCUCUUCUGUGACGGCUACGAAAAGCGUGGUGCCCCUUCGGCAGGUGUUCUGGCGACAGACGUACUUGAGACUAACCAGCGAGCAAUGCAUGUAAACCGCAUGGCAAGGCGACUUGUCGACAAGGUCACCAUCUACACCAACGGAAACAACGAGCAGGCAUCGACAUUCCGUGAAGCAAUCGCUGCUCUCGAUGGAUUCAAAGUCGACCCUCGUCCGUUUAUGAAAUUAGAAAAGAAGCGUGAAAUGGACGGAAAUGAGCCUAAGAUCAUUAUACAUUUCAAGGAUGGCACUUGUGCAGAAGAAGCUUUCUUGGCACAUGGACCUAGAUAUGUACUCAACGGUCCCUUUGCCCAACAACUAAGUCUCGAAACAGUCGAGACUGGAGAGCUUAAGGUAUCACCCAUGUUCAACGAGACAUCCAUGCCUGGAGUGUUUGCUGUUGGCGAUUGUGCUACUCCUAUGAAAGCUGUGACACCGGCUAUUGCUAUGGGGACGGGAACUGCAGCUGCUAUUGUGAUGCAGCUUCAGGAAGAGAAGCAGGUCUAA
Molecule: messenger RNA, 960 nt
Organism: Talaromyces stipitatus ATCC 10500
Lineage: Eukaryota; Fungi; Ascomycota; Eurotiomycetes; Eurotiales; Trichocomaceae
Product: thioredoxin reductase GliT
Exons: 3
Coding region: 1-960 (319 amino acids)
Molecular function (GO): oxidoreductase activity
Source: RefSeq, a predicted model, not a curated record